Messenger RNA from Colletotrichum destructivum, 1322 nucleotides. Its product is annotated as Putative tyrosinase copper-binding domain, di-copper centre-containing domain superfamily. The transcript is spliced from 3 exons. Lineage: Eukaryota; Fungi; Ascomycota; Sordariomycetes; Glomerellales; Glomerellaceae. Gene Ontology annotation, molecular function: oxidoreductase activity. The coding region runs from base 128 to 1147 and encodes 339 amino acids. The record is from RefSeq and is a predicted model, not a curated record.
GGUCUUGCACAAUUUCUUCGUUUGCUCAUUCCCUAAUCUUCUAGUUGCUUCCCGGCUUGGGGCAGUCCUUCGUUAUAUUGAAUCCACCCACUUGCCACCCCCAUUGUUAAUAAUUCAUUUCGCAGUCAUGAUGCUCUCCCGCUCGAUCCUUGUAUUCCUCUCUCUCGCAGUCGCCGUUAGCGCGAGUGCUAUCCCCCGUGCCGAUGGCGCCUGCACCGACCCGGCCGUUCGCAAGGAGUGGCGCGAGCUUACUGACCCCGAGAAGGCCGAGUACAUCCGUGCCGCUGUGUGUCUGCGCAAGCUGCCAAAGACGAAGUAUGCCCAAAUCAACGCUGUCACCACCCGGCUGGACGACUUAGUCUACACCCACUUCACCCUCAGGUCGAUAAUCCACUUCGUGGCCAACUUCCUCCCCUGGCACCGAUAUUUGUUGAAGGUGCACGAGGACCUGCUACGCAACGAGUGCGGCUACACCGGCGCCCAGCCGUACUGGGACUGGACCAUCGACGCCGACGCCCAGAACAUGCCCGGCUCGCCCAUCUUUGAUCCCGUCACCGGGUUCGGCGGCGACGGCCAGUACACCGGCAGCACCCAGCCGGGCUUCCAGCGCUGCGUGAUCGACGGCCCUUUUGCAAACACAAACUUGACGCUGGCGAUGGGGUGGCCCGAGACGAACGUCCGCGGCGACCGCCCGCACUGCCUCACGCGCGUGUUCAACUCCGGCCAGGGUAACGAUGCGAAUGGCAACCCCAUCGUUGGCGACAUGCAGUUGAGGGCGUACAACACUCAGGUCAUGAACGCCAUCUAUGCCUUUGACAAUUUUGCCGACAUGGCCACCAUCCUGGAGGAACUGCCGCACUCAAUGAUUCACAGAGUCAUCUCCGGCGACAUGGGCCCCACCACCGCGCCCAAUGAGCCUCUCUUUUUCCUACACCACGCCAACGUUGACCGUGUCUGGGCCAAGUGGCAGGGCCGUAAUGACACGCGCCUGAACGAUUAUACUGGCUUCCAAGACACCGGCCGGACCAUCCCGGCCUCGAUCACUGACACCAUGCCCGUCCUGGAGCUUUCCGACACUCCGCCCACUGUCAAAGACUAUAUGAAUACCCAGGCCGGCCCUCUUUGCUACACCUACUCAUCCAUGUAAUUGGUUGGCUUGCGCGUUGGGCCCGGCGUGCUGUGGCGGAUAUAAUCACUGUACAUAUGGAAAUGGGAGCAGCUACGCGGAUAUGAUUUUGUAGCUCUCAGGUUCAACUGUAAAUUUUAGACGGAAAGCGAAUGCCUAUUCCAUGUUUAUACACGAAUGCACUCUUAAACGCUGA